CACUUUCGUACUGUUUUUUGACACGCCUUUCCGAUAAUCGUUUAAUUUUUAAUUAAAUUGUGUGUGAUUUUGUGUGUUAUUCAUCAUCAUUUGACACCAUGACGGACACCUAUGGAACCCUGCCCACCGGGGGCAUAACCCUCAAAUGGGACCCCAAGAACCUGGAGAUCCGGACCACGUCAGUGGAGCGGACCCUGGAGCCCCUCGUGCUCCAGGUCACCACGCUCGUGAACAGCAAGGACAAGCAGGCCAAGAAGAAGAGACCGGGCAAGUCCAAGCGUGCGAGCGCUCUAGUCGCCACCGUGGAGCGCGCCACCGAGAUCUUCAUAGAGAGGGGCCAGACCAUCGCCUAUGAGAACCCUGAGAUCACCAGGGAGAUGCUGGCGGCCGUGGAAGAAGUCAGGAAGGCUGGUGCGGCCAUGAGUCUCGCGGCGCGCGAGUUUUCCGAGGAGCCCUGCGCUUCAGCGGUCCGCUCAUCCAUGGUCCGAGCGGCCCGCAACUUGUUGUCAGCUGUGACCCGUCUCCUGAUUCUGGCUGACUGUGUGGAUGUCCAUCAGCUGCUGUCCCGCCACCGAGCCGUGGAAACCGACCUGGACAAGCUGAAGUCGGCCUCCUCGCAGUCCGAGCUGGUGGAGUGCUCGCGGCAGCUGGGGCGCUCCGCCGCCGAGCUCGCCGCGGCCGCCGCGCGCCGCCAGCACGAGCUCAAGGAGCCGCGCAUGAAGGACGAGCUGGCUGCGGCACGCGCUGUGCUGAAGAAGCACUCCACCAUGCUGCUGACGGCUUCCAAGGUGUACGUCCGCCACCCCGAACUGGCGGCCGCCAAGGCCAACCGCGACUACGUGCUGCGCGCCGUGUGCUCCGCUGUCGACACCAUAGCCUGCGUGGCCCAAGGCCGAGCCCUACCCAACACCACACCAGCUGGAGGCAACGCCCGCCCACCAGUGGAAGGCCCCGGCGAGCUCGCCCAAGCCCUGGACGACUUCGACGAGCGCAUGGUCAUGGAGCCCCUCGCCUACUCCGAGCUGAGGACCAGGCCCUCGCUCGAGGAGCGGCUCGAGUCCAUCAUCUCCGGAGCGGCCCUCAUGGCGGACAGCUCCUGCACCAGGGACGAGCGCCGCGAGCGCAUAGUGGCGGAGUGCAACGCGGUGCGACAGGCGCUGCAGGACCUGCUGCACGAGUACAUGACCAACGCCGGAAAGCCAGAGCAGUCCUCAGGCCUCGAGCGCGCCAUCGAGAACAUGUGCCGCAAGACCCGCGACCUACGCCGGCAGCUGCGCAAGGCCGUCGUCGACCACGUGUCCGACAGUUUCCUGGAGAGCAACGUGCCCCUGCUGGUGCUGAUGGAGGCUGCUCGCAACGGCCAUGAGAAGGAAGUCGAGGAAUAUGCCAUCGUGUUCACUGAACACGCCAACAAACUGGUUGAGGUGGCUAACCUGGUGUGCUCGAUGUCGAACAACGAAGACGGCGUGAAGAUGGUGCGCCACGCCGCCGGGCAGAUCGAGGCGCUGUGCCCGCAGGUGAUCAACGCAGCCCGCGUGCUUGGCGCCCGCCCCCGCUCCCGCGUCGCUCAAGAAAACGCCACCGCCUUUGCCCGCGCCUGGGAGCAAGCGGUCAAGCUGCUCACUGAGGCCGUCGACGAUAUCACCACUAUUGACGACUUCCUGGCCGUGAGCGAGAACCACAUCCUGGAGGACGUGAACAAGUGCGUGGUGGCGCUGCAGGAAGGCGACCCGGACUCGCUGGAGCGCACCGCCGGCGCCAUCCGCGGCCGCGCCGCCAGGGUGUGCUCCGUGGUGACCCAAGAGAUGGACAACUAUGAGCCGUGUAUCUACACCAAGCGCGUGCUAGAAGCCGUCACCGUGCUCAGGGACCAAGUGAUGUCAAAGUUCGCCGUCCGCGUGGACGCGGCGGUGUCGGCGCUUGGCGGCGGCGCCGGGCUCGACGAGAACGAGUUCAUCGACGCCUCGCGCCUCGUCUACGACGGCGUGCGCGAGAUACGCCGCGCAGUGCUCAUGAACCGGGAGGAGGAAGACCUAGACCCUGAGGACGUGGAGCUAGACGAACACUACACUCUGGAGACUAGGAGCAAAUCGAGCGCGCACACCGGGGAACACGGUGUGGACGAGUACCCCGACAUCAGCGGCAUUACCAACGCUAGGGAAGCCAUGCGCAAGAUGACUGAGGAGGACAAACGCAAGAUCCUCCAGCAAGUGGAGCUGUUCCGUCGCGAGAAGAUGACCUUCGACAACGAGGUCGGCAAGUGGGACGACGCAGGCAACGACAUCAUCACGCUCGCCAAGCACAUGUGCAUGAUCAUGCUCGAGAUGACCGACUUCACCAGGGGCCGCGGACCUCUCAAAACCACCAUGGACGUCAUCAACGCCGCCAAGAAGAUCUCUGAAGCCGGCACCAAGCUGGACAAACUCACGAGGGAGAUAGCCGAACAGUGUCCAGAAUCAUCAACUAAACAAGACUUGCUCGCAUACCUCCAGCGCAUAGCCCUGUACUGUCACCAGAUUCAGAUCACCAGCAAAGUGAAGGCCGAUGUCCAGAACAUCUCCGGAGAGCUGAUCGUCAGCGGGGCCGAUGUCCAGAACAUCUCCGGAGAGCUGAUCGUCAGCGGGCUCGACAGCGCGACGUCCCUCAUCCAAGCGGCCAAGAACCUUAUGAACGCCGUGGUCCUCACGGUGAAAGCGUCCUACGUCGCUUCCACCAAGUACACCAGGCAGGGAACCAUUGCUUCCCCGAUAGUGGUGUGGCGCAUGAAGGCGCCCGAAAAGAAGCCUCUGGUACGGCCAGAGAAGCCCGAGGAGGUGCGCGCCAAGGUGCGCCGCGGCUCACAGAAGAAGCAGCCCAGCCCCGUGCACGCGCUCGCAGAGUUCCAGUCCCCCGCCGACAGCGUCUAGUAUGGAAAAGCUGAUUACCACCACGCAUCGGCAUCACGAGGUAGAAAAUUAUAAGCAUUUGUUCAACAUUAAGCUCAUAUUUAUAUUCCAAAAGUGUGAUUUUUUUAUGUAUUGGAAAGAUAUUUUUUUAUAAUUUCUAUUCAAAUUAUUUAAUCUUAUUUCGAUGAGAAAUAUGUAAUCACAUACCGUAUGACUUUUAU
Molecule: messenger RNA, 3106 nt
Organism: Cydia amplana
Lineage: Eukaryota; Metazoa; Arthropoda; Insecta; Lepidoptera; Tortricidae
Gene: alpha-Cat
Product: catenin alpha
Exons: 24
Coding region: 99-2906 (935 amino acids)
Biological process (GO): cell-cell adhesion; cell migration
Cellular component (GO): adherens junction; catenin complex
Molecular function (GO): beta-catenin binding; cadherin binding; actin filament binding
Source: RefSeq, a predicted model, not a curated record